Fusarium fujikuroi IMI 58289 is the source of this 1635-nucleotide messenger RNA. RefSeq names its product probable cysteine synthase B. NCBI's taxonomy places the organism in Eukaryota, Fungi, Ascomycota, Sordariomycetes, Hypocreales, Nectriaceae. The record is from RefSeq and is a predicted model, not a curated record. The coding region runs from base 1 to 1635 and encodes 544 amino acids. Gene Ontology annotation, cellular component: cytoplasm. Gene Ontology annotation, molecular function: cystathionine beta-synthase activity; cysteine synthase activity. The transcript has 7 exons.
AUGGCCAGCCCCAACCCUCUCAACGUGUACAAGGGACAGGACUCGAUCCAGAAGUACUUCGAUCCAGAAUCAGCACCGCCACUACCGCUUGUUGAGAUUCCGGAGUCGCUUAAUCCAUAUCGCCAAGAUGGAGUGCGUAUCUAUGCCAAGAUGAUGACUAUGCAUCCUGCGAACAACGUCAAAGCGAUGCCCGCUCUGAACCUUCUUCAAAAUUGUGUAGUACCCGGCAAGACCAAGGCGGUGGUUGAAUACAGCUCAGGAUCGACUGUCCUGUCGAUGUCAUUGAUUUCACGAGCUAUUCAUGGUGUCGAUGACGUUCGAGCAUUCCUAAGUAACAAGACGAGCUCCACUAAGCUUAGGCUGAUGCAGUUCUUUGGUAUUGAUAUUACACUAUUCGGUGGCCCAUCCCAGCCAGAGCCACUUGACGAACGCGGUGGUAUCAGAGCAGCUCAGAGACUUGCACAAGAAUCAGAUGCAGCUGUCAUCAACCCAAACCAAUAUGAAAACGAUCUUAACUGGAAUGCCCAUGUCAAGUGGACGGGCCCGCAAAUCUAUAAGCAGUUACCGGAAAUCAACGUCAUCUGUGCUGGCAUGGGAACCUCAGGUACUAUGACUGGACUUGGCACAUACUUCAAAGACGCAAAGCCUACAGUAUAUCGACUUGGAGUUUGCACAGCUCCCGGUGACCGAGUCCCUGGCCCUCGAUCCUUCGCUCUUAUGGCCCCCGUCCAGUUCCCCUGGAAGCGGGCAGUCGAUCAUAUUGAAGAAGUCGACUCUCACAACUCUUUCUCCUUGUCUUUAGAUCUCUGCCGAAACGGCAUCGUCUGUGGGCCGUCUUCUGGUUUCAACCUUAAGGGUCUGUAUCAGCUUAUAGAGAAGCGCAAGACUGAAGGUACUCUCACAGAUCUGGCUGGACCAGAUGGAACUAUUAACUGUGUGUUCUUGUGCUGUGACCUACCAUACCAGUACAUCAAUGAGUACUUUGACAAACUUGGAGAGAGCUAUUUCCCCUCUAUCAAGAAUGAGGACCUUCUGAAAGUCGACUUGUAUCGAUACGACGAGAAGUGGGAAAGAUCAGCAUCAGAAGCCCUCGAUGCAUUCUUCGAUGUAGACCGAGGAGCACUACUCGACAUGGUUCUUGCCGACCCAAAGAUUGGAUCUGUCAACACCGUUGACUUACAGAGCAUUCUGAGAUCUAAACAGGACACUACAAUAAUCGAUCUACGCCAACCUGACGAUUUCAGCAUGUUCCAUCUACCAGGCGCGGUCAAUAUGCCUUUUGUACACGACGGCACCCCAAGUCCAUUCUCCGAUGCCAAGCUAUUGGAAUCACUAUGGAAGAACCUCGAAGGUGCUUUCAAGGCUCCCGGAGCAGAAGUACAAUCUCUUCUUAGCGGAAGAAGAGUUCUUCUCACAUGUUACGAUGGUGAUAGUGCUCGAGUUGCAACCAGCGUCUUGAGGGUCAAAGGAUACGAGGCAGAUAGUAUCAGAGGUGGAUUCCAAGCGCUGAACAAAAUGAGACAAAGCUCAAAUCAAACGCCAGUGGCUGGAUCCCGAGAAUCAUCGCCUUGGGUGGAUUUGAGUCAGGAGGCGCUGAGCGUUGGCGCAUCACAGUCUGCUCGCGUUUCGCUAUAG